This is a messenger RNA of Paramisgurnus dabryanus, 4945 nucleotides long. It is a transcript of the gene a2m2b, whose product is annotated as alpha-2-macroglobulin 2, member b. NCBI's taxonomy places the organism in Eukaryota, Metazoa, Chordata, Actinopteri, Cypriniformes, Cobitidae. Gene Ontology annotation, molecular function: endopeptidase inhibitor activity. Gene Ontology annotation, cellular component: extracellular region. The record is from RefSeq and is a predicted model, not a curated record.
UCAGGCAAAUAAAGGCGGUGUUUGGAAGAAGGUUUAGGGUUUGCAAGAGAGUUUGUUGUAAAGUUUCCAUGAUCCCUCAUCAUGGAAUUUUCAUUCCGAGGAAUAUUAUUAACAUGCGUUGUUAUGUUGCUUUGCAUUUGUCAUGGGGUGUCAAAGCCGGUGUUUAUGGUGACAUUUCCUGCUGUUAUAAAAUCAGGCUCACAGGCUAAACUGUGUGUGAGCAUUAUGAAGCUGACUGAAUCUGUUCUGCUCACCAUUGAUCUGGUUCACGAAAACCAGAACAAAACUCUUCUGCAAGUAGAAACUGUGAAUGAACUCCAUCGCUGCCAUGAUUUUCAGGCUCCCAUGCUUGACUCGGUGCAAGAGGUUAAAGUGAUGGCUCAAGGGAAGAACACUCUUGUUACUGAAACCAGAAAAGUCAAGUUCAUAUCUGUUCAACCACUGACAAUAAUUGGAAUGGAUAAACGAAUAUAUAACCCCGGACAAACAGUCCAUUUCAGAAUUUUCACAAUGGAUACAGACUUUAAACCCAUUGAGGAAAAAUACAAAAUUGUCGCUGUACAGGACAAUAGAGGAAACAGAAUUAAUCAGUGGAUUAAUGCCACAGCCACCCAUGGCAAGAUUGUGCAACUUUCUCAUGUACUAAAUCCAGAAGCUCCUGUUGGUUUUUAUGAGUUGUCUGUUGAAACCGACAAAGCAACGUUUAAAGAACAGUUUCAGGUUAAACAGUAUGUUUUGCCCAAGUUCGAGGUAAUAAUAAAACAUCCUGAGACGGUAAGAGCAAAUGAAGAUUUAACGCUAGCAGUUUGUGGCCGAUACACUCAUGGACGGCCAAUUCUGGGUAAAGUGGAAAUGAGUCUCUGCUGUCCCAAACCUUACUAUGCAUCUCCAUAUAACUCUAGGUUUUGCAUUGAUAAGUUGGCUGUGCUAAAUGAUACUGGCUGUGUGUCUCAGCUGUUCUCUAUAUUUGAAAUUAUAAAACAUAGAGCACCUGAAUAUGUAUCUAGCCUUGAAUUCACAGCAUCAGUAACCGAGGAGGGGACAGAAAUCUCACUGAUAAGAAGUUCAAGUGUGCCUUUAUCUUAUACGAUUGGUAGAGUCAUAUUUGUUGAUGAACCAGCAUAUAUUAAAGAUGGACAUAUUGUAAAGGGAAAGGUUAAAGUUGAACUCUCCGAUGGGACCCCAGUUACAAACUCUAAAGUCACAGUUUUUGCAAACAAUUUUAUUCGCACAUCCACUUUCCCACUUACGACAGACAUUAAUGGGAUGGCCAAUUUCACAAUUUAUUUACUAUCUUUUCAAAUGACAACUUGUACAAUAUCGGCAAGCGCUUCACCAGACAGUCUGUUUGGAUUUAUGUUUAAUUUCGAAAAUUCACAAAAAACUGUGCAACUGCAAGAUCAAUCUACAGCAAAAACAAGUCAAUUGACAAUAAAGGCCCUGCCAGAACCACUGAAGUGUGAGGUGGAGAUAUCAGUAACGGUCCAGUACACCUUUGCUGGAGAAACUAUGAAAAGUGACUCUGUUACUAUAGUAUACCUGAUUGUAUCUAGAGGAGAGAUAAUCCAUCAUGGGCAUAAUAAAGUAACAGUAUCAGACUCUGAUGGGGUAGUGGAAGGAGAGGUUGCGUUUAGGGUGCAUGUUCAUCCCAAGAUGGCACCUAAGAUGGAGAUUCUCACGUACUGCGUUCUGCCCAGUGAGACUGUACUCUCCACAUCCAAAACAUUUCAAACUGAGAAAUGUCUGGAAAACAAGGUGUCUCUUCAGUUUUCUCCUGCUACAGCAGUUCCAGGUGAAGCAAACACAAUACAGCUGUCAGCUCAGCCUGGUUCACUGUGUGGCCUCACUGGUGUAGAUCAAAGUGUUAACAUCUUGGAGAAAAAUAAACAUCUAAACGUUGACAAAAUCUUCAGCAUGCUUCCACACCGGUUUUUUUCAUAUGAAAUUGAAGAUCCAGUUGAAUGUUUUAAAAUCCGAUUCAAAAGAAGUACUAUGCCAAGUAUAUACCCUCCCAUCUACCCUUCUACAUCAGGGAAUACAUUAGAUUCUGUCUAUGAGUCUUUCAAGAACAUGGGAUUGAAGGUGGCAACAAAUUUGAUUGUCAGAACACCACCUUGUGUUAAACUCAGAGAUGUAUUUUAUCAAAGAGUAUUUGGUGACUAUCAUCCUAUGCGGUUCCCUGGGUCAGUGUAUCCUCAUGUAUAUGCACAACUACCAGGUGUUGGAGCAGGACUUGGAGCAGGAGGAGUUGGAGGAGUAGGACCUGGACAACCAUUUGCAGGUGGAGUUGGACUACCAGGUGGGGCAGGAGGUGGUGUAGCAGGUUAUGGACCAGGAGGUUAUGGACCAGGAGGUUAUGGACCAGGAGUUUAUGGACCAGGAGGUUAUGGACCAGGAGAUUAUGGACCAGGAGGUUAUGGACCAGGAGGUUAUGUACCAGGAGUUCUAAAUGUUGUAGCUCCACCUAUAGAAACGAUUCGCACAUUUUUCCCUGAAACUUGGAUCUGGGAUCUUGUUGAGGUUGGAGACUCUGGAUCAACACAGGUUCCUGUCAAGGUUCCUGACACCAUCACCACCUGGGAGACGGAUGCCUUCUGUCUGUCCUCCAAAGGUUUGGGUUUGGCUCCUCCUGCUCAGCUGACAGUUUUCCAGCCCUUCUUCCUGGAGCUUUCUCUGCCUUACUCCAUCAUCCGUGGGGAGAUCUUUGAACUGAAGGCCACCGUCUUCAACUAUCUGUCCAAAUGUAUCAUGGUUAAAGUAACUCCAGCUCCAUCUUCAGACUUCACUCUUAAAGCCUCCUCUGAUGAUGACCAGUAUUCAUCCUGUCUGUGUGCUAAUGGAAGAAAAACCUUUAAAUGGAUUCUCACUCCUUCUGUUCUUGGAGUGUUGAAUAUAACAGUGAGUGCAGAGGCAGAGCAGUCACAGACUGUGUGUGACAAUGAGAUUGUGAGCGUGCCAGAGAGAGGACGCAUUGACACGGUCACACAAAGCUUGCGUGUUAAUGCUGAAGGAAUCGAAAAGACUGAAAGCCAUAGCUGGUUGCUUUGUCCUAAGGGGCAAAAUCUCUUAGCAGAAGUAGAGCUGGCAUUUCCCAAAAAUGUGAUUGAAGGAUCUGCAAGAUCUACUGUUUCAGUCCUGGGAGACAUAUUGGGUCGGGCACUGCAGAAUCUUCAUGGAUUAUUACGAAUGCCGUACGGCUGUGGAGAACAAAACAUUGCUGUUCUGUCUCCCAAUAUUUACAUUUUACAGUAUCUUGAAAACACACAGCAACUCACUUCAGCCAUCAGAGAGCGCGCCAUUGGCUUUCUUAAGAAUGGUUAUCAGAGGCAACUGAACUAUGAAAACUCAGAAGAUGGGUCAUAUACAACCUUUGGUCAUGGAGAAGGAAAUACAUGGCUGACCGCUUUUGUGCUGAGGACGUUUGGAAAAGCGCAGCGUUACAUCUUUAUUGACCCCCAAAAAAUUCAGACUUCAAAGCAAUGGUUGAUGCGUCACCAACAAACAGGUGGCUGUUUUGAGAGCAAAGGGAAACUCUUUAAUAACAGAAUGAAGGGGGGUGUAAGUGACAGUGUGACCAUUUCUGCCUAUAUAACUGCAUCACUGCUCGAACUGAACACAUCUAUUACGGAUCCUGUUGUGAGUAAAAGCUUGAUGUGUUUGAAGAGAUUUGCUGGUCAUAACAACAACACAUACACCACAGCUUUGCUCGCUUAUACAUUUAGUCUGGCAGGAGAAAGAUCAUUUCGAGAUUAUCUUUUGAGGAAGUUAUCAGACAUUGGGAUUUCAGAAGGGUCUCAGCUUCAUUGGUCUCAGUCAGGAUCUGUUGAUGAUUCUGGUUCUCUGUCAGUGGAGAUCAGCUCAUAUGUUCUGCUAGCUGUUCUCACUUCAGAUUCAGUCACUACAGUUGAGCUGGGUUAUGCUAACAGGAUCGUCAGCUGGCUUGUCAAGCAGCAGAACGCCUAUGGAGGAUUCUCCUCUACACAGGACACAGUUGUGGCUCUUCAGGCUUUGUCUUUGUACGCCACCAAAGUCUUCAGCUCUGAUGGUUUCAGUACAGUGACGGUUCAGUCAGCAGGAGACUCUCACAACUUUGAUGUGAAUCAGGACAACAAGUUACUGUAUCAGGAGAAGAAACUGACCAAUGUUCCUGGCAAAUACAGUAUUGAAGUGAAAGGCUCGGCCUGUGUGUCUGUGCAGAUUUCUCUUUUCUACAAUAUCCCCACCCCUUCUAUACCAAAUACAUUUAACAUCUCUGCUAAGACUGAGGGAGUGUGUGAGAAAUCUAACGGACAAAUUCUGGAUGUCAUGUUAAACAUUGAAUAUUCUGGGUCACAACCCAGUACCAACAUGGUCAUUGUGAAUGUCAAACUUUUGUCCGGUUUCAUAGCAGAAACUCUUUCACUACAUUGGCUAAAGACUGCAGAACUUGUGAGUCGUGUUGAAUCAAAAGACGACCAUGUCAUCAUGUAUCUACAAGAGGUUCAACAUAACAGACCUGUUUUUUACACAUUACGUAUUAAACAAAUAGUUGAAGUAGAGAACCUAAAGCCAGCAGUGAUACAAGUCUAUGAUUACUACCAGACCAGUGACCGGUUUGAAAAGGAAUAUUUCAAUCACUGCCUAAAUAGCUGAAGAUGAAACAUCAACUAUUUUCUCGUGCUCUACGCUUCUGUUUAUUUUUCUUUCUGUACUUUUAAGAAUUAUAGUCAUGCUUGCAAUUCUUAGAUUGUAGUGGCACUAUCUAUUACAGUGCAAUUCAUGAAUGUGUGCAAUUGUUGCAAAAUGCUCUGUAAAAGUAGCAUUCAUUUCCAAUAAAAACGACUCGCACUUAGAAAUUCAUUUCUAAUGUCAAAUAACUUGCUAAAAUAUUACAUUAUAAUUAGUGGAGGGCAAAGAUUAAUUGUAAUUUACCCCAUACAAAAUAAAAGUACAUUUGUGCAUUAAA